This is a messenger RNA of Andrographis paniculata, 2706 nucleotides long. RefSeq names its product pentatricopeptide repeat-containing protein At4g04370. Gene Ontology annotation, biological process: RNA modification. Gene Ontology annotation, molecular function: protein binding; RNA binding. Bases 91 to 2361 code for a protein of 756 amino acids. The record is from RefSeq and is a predicted model, not a curated record. The transcript is spliced from 4 exons. NCBI's taxonomy places the organism in Eukaryota, Viridiplantae, Streptophyta, Magnoliopsida, Lamiales, Acanthaceae.
AAUAAAUCAAUUUAAACACAUUAUAACUAAUAAUUUACACGGCAAUUGAUAUUGCAUGGAAGUUAUAUUCGACAAAUUGAUGAAACACCUAUGAGAACGUUCAAACUCACCUCCAUCCACCAUCGGAAGCCGCCGGGAAUUGCUGCCGGAGCCGCCACAACCAAUUUUAUCAAUGCUACCAUCAGCCGACUCUCCUCCCAAGGCCUCCACCGCGAGGUCCUCAUCGCCUUCGCCUCAAUGCUCAAGUCCCCCGCCACUGCUCCGGACGCCUUCACCUACCCUUCUCUCCUCAAGGCUUGCACUUCGCUCGGCUUUGAUUCUCUCGGCGUCUCUCUCCACCAGCAGGUUAUCGUUAAUGGAUACUCCUCAGACUCCUACAUUUCUUCGUCGUUGAUUAAUUUCUACGCAAAAUUGCGGAACACUGAGUAUGCACGGAAGGUGUUCGAUGAUAUGCCUCAGAGGAAUAUCGUCCCCUGGACUGCCAUUAUUUGGUGUUAUUCCAAUGCCAGGGAUAUGAAUAAUGCAUUUUCCAUUUACAACUCUCUGCAACGCGAAGGUAUCGUGCCUAGCUCAAUUACUAUCUUGAAUAUGCUUACAGGAGUUUCUGAGAGUCGGCACGUCGAUGUUUUGCACGCUUGCAUAAUUAAAAAUGGCUAUUUACGUGAUGUGAUUUUGAUCAACUGUUUAUUGAGUGUAUAUGCCAAGUGUGGAAGAGUAGAAGACGCGAGAGAGCUGUUUGAUUUAUUGGAUGACAAAGAUCUUGUUUCUUGGAAUAGUCUGAUUAAUGCCUACUCUUUAAUGGGGAACAUUACUGAAGUUGUAAAGCUUUUCACAAAAAUGAGGUUUGAAAGCAUAGAACCAGAUCAACAGACUUUCGGGUCGUUGGUGUCGGCUAUUGCUAGAGAAGGUUGCGAGGAGGUGGGCAGAAUUGUUCAUGGGCUAAUAGUAAGCUCAGGGUUUGAAUCAGAAAAACAUGUAGGAACAUCACUUGUGUCAUUUUACUCAAGAUGCAGAAGGGUGGAUGAAGCACUGAGAAUUUUUGAGAUGGCUAACGAUAGAGAUACUGUAUUUUGGACUGCCAUGAUCUCCGGGCUUGUACAGAGUGAUUCUGCGGACAAGGCAUUGGCAUUGUUUCGGAAAAUGUUGGUUUCCGGAGUGCUUUUGUCUGCUGCAACCAUUGCUUGUGUUCUUGCAGCUUGUGCACAGCUAGGUUCUAUUAAGCUUGGAAAGUCGAUACAUUGCUACAUGCUAAGGCAAAAGAUGGCUCUAGAUAUUCCUUCGCAAAAUUCUCUUGUCACCCUGUAUGCGAAAUGUGGCUUUUUGGACCAGAGUUUUACGGUCUUUAGUAUGAUGGCGGGAAGGGAUGUCAUCUCCUGGAAUGCAAUUGUUGCUGGUUAUGCGCAGAAUGGAUAUUUGGACCAAUCGCUGCAUUUAUUUCAUGAGAUGAGGUUAGAUCAGCAGCAACCGGAUUCAGUAACCAUAAUUUGCCUUCUCCAGGCAUGUGCUUCUCUCGGUGCAUGCCAUCACGGGAAGUUGAUGCAUAACUUUGUCAUCAGAAGCUUUAUGGGACCGUGUAUCAGGAUAGGCACAGCUUUGGUCGAUAUGUAUGCUAAAUGUGGUGACCUUGGUUCAGCUAGAAAGUGCUUCGACAGAAUGCCCCAGCACGACACUGUUUCUUGGAGCACUAUUAUUGCAGCAUAUGGUAGCAAUGGGAAAGGGGAGACUGCCAUGGAGAUGUAUUCCAAGUAUCUGCAAGAUGGACUUGAACUGAAUGAUGUCAUUUUCUUAUCCGUCCUCUAUGCUUGCAGUCAUAACGGGCUUGUGGAUUGCGGCUUGGCCUUGUUUGAGUCCAUGAAAAAUGAUCAUAAUAUUGAACCAAAGACUGAGCACUGUGCCUGCAUUGUUGAUCUCCUCUGCCGAGCUGGUAGGGUGCACGAUGCGUAUGAUUUCUACAGGAAGACCUUUGCAAAGCCGAUGGUCGAUGUAUUGGGAAUACUACUUGAUGCCUGCAGAAACUAUGGCGCAGAACAGCUUGGGUGCAUCAUUGCCAAUGAAAUAUCUGAAAUUGAACCUGCAGAUGGUGGCAAGUAUGUCCAACUGGCUCACACCUUUGCUUCAAUGGCCAGAUGGGAUGGCGUGGGAGAAGCCUGGGCACAAAUGAGAUCUCUUGGGCUGAGAAAACUUCCAGGUUGGAGUUUUAUCGAGAUGCAUGGCGUGAUCACCCCGUUUUUUACACGCCACACUUCACACCCUGAAUAUGCAAGCAUAGUUUCGAUAUUGAAGAAUCUGACAGAGGAAACUAAGGAAGUAGAAUUGGUUCCAGAGCAUGAAGAUUUUAUCCUUGAUUGUGAUGUUCUUUGACUAGGAGAUCCAUUUUCUCGACUGGACGGGCGUAAACCCAGCCUGGAGUUGCAGUUUCCAGGUGUAUUUCUUCGAGAGGAUCGCUUGGAUGGAUGUAGGCGUAUUGGAGGUAGCUCUUCAAGUUCAGGUUUGGUUCUCUUGCGCGCUCUAGGAUAUCUUUCAUCAUUGUUUCCUGGAAUGGAAUAUAUAUACACACAGCAAGAGAAUCUGUGGAACCAAAUGGUCAAAACUGGAAGCACGAUAAGAAAUGGCGUGGACUGAGCAGCACCUUUGGUGCUCAGUAAUCCCAUCAGUAUAAGCUGCGAGAAUACAAGGGCAGAGAUUAUUCGACCAUGGACAUCCGGC